Molecule: messenger RNA, 315 nt
Organism: Lathyrus sativus (Indian pea)
Lineage: Eukaryota; Viridiplantae; Streptophyta; Magnoliopsida; Fabales; Fabaceae
Source: the annotation of a GenBank genome assembly
AUGGUUGCGAAAAUUAAGGCGUCAAAUCCACUUCCCAACUCACAUCAAGUUCUCUUUCAAGAACAACAACAAAUUCUUUUCAAUGGGAAUGAGGUAAGCAAUUCUCAGAAAUUGAGUGCCAUUGGUGUUAAGGAUGAUGAUUCGCUAACGAUAACGGUCUCUAAGAAAGGGGUUGGUGCUGGUGUUGUUGCUUCUAGUGGUUCUGCCAACAAUUUGAGCUUCAAUACUGAUGGAUCUUCUAUAAACCCCAGUGCUUUUCAGCAGCAUUUUAGACGUGAUUCUAAUUUGAUGGCUCAGCUCUUCCUGGUAAAUUGA